Dreissena polymorpha is the source of this 5281-nucleotide messenger RNA. RefSeq names its product heat shock 70 kDa protein 12A-like. NCBI's taxonomy places the organism in Eukaryota, Metazoa, Mollusca, Bivalvia, Myida, Dreissenidae. Bases 188 to 2299 code for a protein of 703 amino acids. The transcript is spliced from 7 exons. The record is from RefSeq and is a predicted model, not a curated record.
GAGUGUCAUAUGACCCUACCGACGUGAAUAUGUAAGCAGUACUGAUAGUAUGCAUUUAAACGGUGUAUUUAAAAUAGGUUAUCUCGAUAUCUCAAAAUUGUCAUUAUUAUCUAAACGCGUUAUUUCACAAACGUAGCAAAGGAGGAUUUAGCCAACGUUUUUCGACUGUUCAAAUGUAAAUUAUAAAAUGGAUACAGACUGGAAAGACAAGCUUAUCGUCGCUGCGAUCGACUUCGGUACAUGUUGCACCGGUUUCGUUAUUUCCUAUAUGGCUGAUUACAAAAAGAAGAAGGAAAACGUGAUAACACACCAUUGGCAUAGUGGAGGAGCCUUAAGCAAAGAGAAGACACCCACAGUUCUUUUGUUGCACAAAGAUCUUAGUUUCAAAUCGUUUGGGUAUGACGCAGAAGACGAUUUUGCAGAUAUUGCAACAGACCCUGACGAAAACAUUAAAAACUGGCAUUAUUUCAGAUAUUUUAAAAUGAAACUUUACGAUGAAAACUGCAUGAUGGCUGCAACAUGGGAGGACAAACUGGUGGUUGCAGCCAUAGAUUUUGGGACUGCAUUUACUGGAUGUGCCAUAUCAUAUAAAGCCGAUUAUCAGACAUCAAAAGAAAAGAUAAUCACCUUGAACUGGAUGUCAGGAAAUGCCCAAAGCACCCAGAAAACACCUACCGUCCUCCUACUUAAGCCUGACGGGGGAUUUGAGGCAUUUGGAUAUGAAGCGGAAAAUAGGUUUUCGGAACUUGCAGACGACGAAGAUGUCAACGAGAAUGAAUGGCAUUUUUUCAAACAUUUCAAGAUGACUCUGCAUAAUGAAAGCUUUCAGAACUCUCGACCUAUGCACAGCAAAAGUACCAUUACUGAUCAACGAAAUCGUGAUUAUAGUGCACUUGAGGUGUUUGCUAUUUCCAUUCGGUACGUCAAGGAUAAAAUCAUAGAAAGAGUCAAGGACCAGGAAACAGUCACUGAGAAGGACGUGUACUUUGUGCUGACGUGCCCAGCAAUAUGGUCAGAGCAUGCCAAGCAGUUUAUGCGGAACGCUGCAUUCAAGGCUGGAAUACCUCAUGACCACUUGCGUAUCGGCUUGGAACCGGAAUGUGCCGCCAUCUACUUGCACAACGUGACACUGCCAGAGCUCAGUACUUCCAACAGGAAGUCCUUUGGCAUGCAAGAUGGGGAUGGAUACCUCAUCGUUGACAUGGGAGGCGGCACUGUCGACAUUGCAGCUCAUAAGAUCAAUAGGCGAGGAGCCUUCGAAGAGAUUAUGGUUCCGAACGGAGGACCAUGGGGCGCCCUGAACAUAAACCUUAAGUUUGAACAAGCGCUCGUUGCUUUGUCAGGAGGUGGAACCUUCGAAACAUUCAGGAGAGAAUGUUCACAGGACUACCUCGAACUAAUGCGGUCUUUCGAGUACAAGAAAAUAGCUUUUCCAGGUGAAAGUAGUUCAAGUAAAGUUGUGUUAACGAUUCCAACAACGUACCGUGAAUGUCAUCUGGCAGAAAACCACGUCGAUUUAACUCAGUCGUUGAAAGAGGUACACCAUGCUGUAAUGGAUUCAGUACAGUUUAACCCGAAAAACAACAAAAUAAGUUUAACAAAAUCAGGGUUUGAAAACUUGUAUAAAGACACUCUUGAAUCUAUUGUGUCAAAUGUUAAAACUAUUUUGAGUGAAUUAGUUGACAAGAAGCGUUUUCAGAUCAAAACAAUAUUCUGCGUAGGGGGCUUUGCGGAUUGUCAAAUGUUACGGGAUAGAUUUAAGACAGAAUUUGAAGGCAGAGUUGUGUUUCCCAAAGAGGCAAUCACAGCCGUUAUGAAGGGGGCGAUAAUUUUUGGUAGAGAUGAAAGAAUAGUUGAAACAAGAAUAAGUAAGUUUACGUACGGUCUGGACUGGAGUCUUGAAUUUGACCCAAAGAAGCACCUCAAGUGGAAGCUAGAACGCACAGAUAGUGGACCUGUUUGCAGGGACUGCUUCUUGCCCAUAGCACAAAAGGACCAGUCGAUUCGUAGCGAUAUGCCCACGAAGGUAAUUGAUUCGUACGUCAAGACCGUUGACCAGAAGGAAAUGGAGUUUCCGUUUUACAGGACAAGCAGUGGGGAACCCCCAAAGUACAUAGACGAACCUGGCUGUCUUUACAUGGGCUCAAUGUGCGUCGCACUUGAUGAUAUAUCUGGUGGAUUAGACCGUAGCGUCAAGUUGGAGAUUUAUUUUGGAGCGACCGAGAUGCGAGCUGUUGCCACGGACAACAAAAAUCGAGUACACAGCGUUGCUUUUAACUUAAGCGAAACACAAGUUUGAAUAUUUUUUAAACAUAUGAGGACGAGCCCAUGACGUUGGAUAAGUGCAGGCCAAUAUAUACAGUUUGCAAGCACAGUGAACACUGGACUAGAAUGAGAUUGAUGUAUGCUUUACUGAUUAGCAAGAUGUAUAUGUAUUCCAUAGUUUUAAGAGCUUAUGUUAAUGUAAACAUAUCUCUUGUUUGUAUGUCAGAAUGAAAUGUAAGAAUUAGCUUAAAUAUGCAGACAGUGAAUAGGUCAUAAUAUGAAACUGUAUGUUAAAAAUGAUAUUUGUUAUAGUAUUAUCGCAGAGUUAAGUCUAAUAUUGGUAAAGAAUUGUAUUAUUACAUACAUAAUAACUGCGUGUAUAAUAACUGUGUUCUUUGAAUUAGGCAUUUUUGGAUGAAGAUAUGUUUGAUAUUUUAUGUAUGUGUUUAAUCAACCACUAUUGGUUUUAAUGUAUACGUAUUCUUAAAACUUCAUUCAUUAAGUUAUUAACGUAUGCGUUAACAAUUUAUAUUGUACACAUAAUAUAGAGAAGUGUCGAAUUAGCUAUGAGGAAAUCAUGAAACCAAUAAAUUUUGUUAAUCCAUAUAUCUUAUUAUAAAACUGAAAGACUUAAACAAUUAUGAAUAUUAUUAUUUGUGGUUGUCUGAAAAUAUGGAAUUAAAAUAUGGUUCUCUUCAUCAACUGUGGGGUCCAUAGUGGUUGUGUACUGUUAACCAGAUACCAUGUCAGAUGUUUUAAUAUUUUAAAACAUUCAUCGAAUUGUUUCUCCGCGAAAUAAUUCAAAUUUUGCAAAGUUUUGUUUUUAAGGAGUUUGCAUGCUCACAUACAUGUUUAGACGGAUUUUCAUCUAUGUGCCCAAAUAACAUUUUUAAACUUGUAUACACGUAAUGUACCCAUAAACGGAAUUGUAUACAUGUGGUUGUGUUGUUGUUGACUGGUGGUUGUGUUGUUGUUGACUAGUAAACGUAACGAUCCCGGUGUCAUAUUUCCUUGUCUGCCGUGUAAUACGGGUCUCAGCGUUUUGCCUCAUAGAUAUAAUCUGCAUUUAACCAGAGUAGCUAAUCAAACACAUAUUGAGUGUAAGUAAGUUUAUAUAUAUUAAAAAAAUAAAGCCAAAGUUUUUUGCCAAGAAGCUGUUUUGUAGCAAAAACAUGAACACUUUCGGUAAGAUAGCAAUAUGUAUUUCAUAUCUUACUAAUAUGCUUUGAUAUUUGUAUUAAUAAGAUAGUAAUGAUUUCUUAUUUUGACGUUUGUGUAUAUAUGUGUAUGUGUGCGUAUAUAUGUACGCAUUUGUACAGACAAUUUAAGUCAAUUGAGUUUACUGUGAUAUCCUCCCAUUUCACCCGUUGUUAACAUUCAUGUGAAUCGUGUUUAUGCUGUGAUAGCUGUUCGUAUUCAGAAGGUGUUUUUAUGAUAUAUGUCACUUCUGUACUAUGUUCUUCAUAGUUAUUCCAACAUCAGCAAUCAACGCCAUCUACUCAACAAAUAAAAUUGUAUUAUACUUUACAAGUUCUGUCGCUUUUGUCGAUUGCUGUUUAGAUAUUUAGUCACCAAAUGUAUCGAUUCUUUUCCUUUGAUAAAUUCACUGUUUAAAUGGGACUUGUUAUCCCCGCCGAAAUUAAUUUCGGAGGGGAUAUAGUAAUUGGUCCUGUUCGUCUGUGCGUCCGUCCAUCCGUCUGAAAUUUUGUCCAGAGCAUAACUCCAAAUCUAUUCACUGGAUUUACUUUGAACUUAGAAUAUAAACAUAUUGCAACUAGGAGAAGUGCAGUGACCAAGAACAAUAACCAUAUCUAUCUUAGUUUAUGAAUUAUCUCCCUUUAUAUAAUUUCAAAGUAAAUUUUUGUCCGGAGCAUAACUCAAAAGCUCCUGAAGGGAUUUACUUGAAACUUGAAAUAUAAACAAAUGACAAGUAGGAGAAGCGUAGUGACUAAGAACCAUAACUCUAUCUACCUUAGUGUUUGAAUUAACUCCCUUUAUUUAAUUUCAAAGUAAAUUUUUGUCCUGAGGAUAACUCUUAAUCUAUUCAAGGGAUUUACUUGAAACUUGAAAUAUAAACAGAUGGCAAGUAGAAGAAGUGCAGUAACUAAGAACCAUAAGUCUAUCUACCUUACUUUUUGAAUUAUUUCCCUUAAUUUAAUUUCGAAGUAAAUUUUUGUCCGGAGCAUUACUCUAAACCUUAGUUUUUGAAUUAUCGUCCUUUAUUUAAUUUCAAGGUAAAUUUUUGUCCGGAGCAUAACUCUAAAUCUACUGAAGGGAUUUAAAUGAAACUUAAAAUAUAUACAGAUUGCAAAUAGGAGAAGUGCAAUGACUAAGAACCAUAAUUCUAUCUACCUUAGUCUUUGAAUUAUAUUCCUUUAUUCAAUUUUAAAGUAAAUUUUUGACCAGAGCAUAACUUUAAAUCUACUGGAUGGAUUUACUUGAAACAAUAAAUAUAAACAGAUGGCAACUAGAAGAAGUACAGUGAACAUGAACCAUAACUCUUUCGGCCGUAGUUUUUGAAUUAUCUCCCUUAUUUUUUAUUUAUAAUUUUUUUUUAUAUUUUAAAUUAUAUUAAAAUUAAUGUCAUAGUAAAUAUUUUAGCUUUUCAAUUUUUAAUAUCUCCUUUUAUCUAAUUUUACAAUAAUAUUUUAAUUUGAACACUGAAGUAUUCACUGUAAAAUGAAAAGAUGAGUUUAAGAAAAAAUACAGUGAUCAAGAACAGUAACUGUUUAUAGUCUUUGUUUUAAUUACCUCGCUUUCUUUCAUUUCCGAAUAUUUUAUUUUCUACAGCAUAACUCCAACACUAUUUAACUUAUUUAUCCUUGAAAUAUAAAUAGAUGACACAGGUGCCAUGUUUUACAAAUAUUAUUCCACUCUCUUAAACAAAUGUUGUCAAACAAGCAAACACAUUAUAUAUAUAUUAUACUGAUAUACGUGAUGUUAUAAGUUAUCAUAUAAUAAUAUGUGUAUAUGAUGAUGUACUAUGUACAAAUCAAAUAAAAUAUCUGUUCUGUUC